AUCUUUGCUAAAGCGUUUUGUCCUGCAGUCUGGUCGUAAAACUAAAACACGUGGAGUCGGAGAAAACAGGAGAAAAUACAGGGAUACAGGGUGCGUCUAAUUUCAAAAACGGAAUAAAACUACAUUUACAGAUCAGUAAGUGAAAAAACGUAGAGAAACAAAUAACAAUGGCUAAGAAAAAAGUAAAGGCUUAUGUUAAGAAGAAACGAAUAUCGGAAAGUAAAAAAAUCAAAGAGCUACAGUCUAAGUAUAAUACUAUAGACGUUAAUAAAACGAUAAAAUUCAACGACCUGCCUCUGUCGAAACUUACCUUGAAGGGUUUAGCGGAGAACAACUAUGUCGAGAUGACAGAUAUUCAGAGGCAGAGCAUCAGCUUGGCCUUACAAGGCAACGACAUCUUGGGAGCCGCGAAAACCGGCAGUGGCAAGACUCUGGCUUUCCUUAUUCCAGUAAUGGAAAUUUUGUACUGCAAACAAUGGACAAGGCUGGAUGGUCUGGGUGCGUUAAUUAUUACACCAACGAGGGAGCUGGCAUAUCAAAUAUACGAGACAUUACGAAAAGUGGGUCAAUAUCAUGAUAUUUCAGCAGGCUUGAUUAUAGGGGGGAAAGAUUUAAAGUUCGAAAAGAAACGUAUGGACCAGUGCAACGUAGUUAUAUGUACGCCAGGACGUUUGCUUCAUCAUAUGGAUGAAAACCCAUUAUUCGAUUGUGUAAAUAUGCAGAUAUUAGUGUUAGAUGAAGCCGAUCGUUGCCUAGACAUGGGCUUUGAGAGGACUAUGAAUUCCAUCAUUGAAAAUUUACCAGUCAAAAGACAAACCUUGCUCUUUUCAGCAACUCAGACAAAAUCUGUGAAAGAUCUAGCAAGGUUAAGUCUUAAAGAUCCCUUGUAUGUGUCUGUGCAUGAACAUUCUACUCACACCACACCAGAGGGUCUGCGACAGAGUUACAUUGUGUGCUCUUUAGAAGAUAAAAUAGCAAUGCUGUGGUCUUUUAUAAGAAAUCAUACAAAGCAAAAGAUUAUUGUGUUUCUUUCCAGUUGUAAACAAGUGAAAUAUGUGUAUGAAGCGUUUUGUCGACUGCGGCCGGGAGUCAGUUUAUUAGCGCUUUAUGGCACUCUUCAUCAGAUGAGAAGAAUGAACAUUUACGAAUCAUUUUGCAAAAAGCAGCACGCCGUUUUAUUCGCGACUGAUAUUGCUGCUCGCGGAUUAGACUUUCCUGCUGUAAAUUGGGUGAUCCAAAUGGAUUGUCCAGAAGACGUCAAUGCCUACAUACAUAGAGCAGGCAGAACCGCCAGAUUUAAAAGUGAUGGUGAAUCUCUUUUGGUUUUGCUACCAUCCGAGGAAACGAUAAUCGAGAGACUCAAGCAAUGUAAAAUCCCAAUAAAUAUGAUAACAAUUAAUCAAAACAAACUACAAUCACCACAUCGUAAACUCGAAGCUUUAUUGGCGCGAGAUGUAACUUUGAAAGAAACUGCUCAAAGAGCUUUUGUGUCAUAUAUCAAAUCAGUUUUUCUAAUGAAGGAUAAAGAGAUCUUCAAUGUACAUGCUUUAAACACAGACGCAUAUGCCAAAUCGUUAGGCUUAGCUAUACCUCCGAGAAUUCGAUUUUUACAAAGAAUGCAGAAGAGAAUAUCGAAUAACAACGUUAAGACUGAGAAAGAAGUAGAUCAAAUUUUAACUAAUUCAACAGAUAAUAAGGAAGAUAGUGAAAACAAUUUUGAUAAAAGUGAUAUUCCCGAUAAUACAAAUAAUGAAAAAAGAAAAAGUGAAAAGGAAGCUAGUACUCUUUGCUUUGACGAUAGUGACGACGAGGAUAUAUUAACUGUAAAAAGAAAAAAUGUGGAUAUUGAUGAUAUUCCAGUGAUAGAAAAUGAAAAUAAAAAGACGAACAAAAAGAAAUCAAUUACAAACGUCGCAUUGGCCAAAAAGAUUCUCAAGAAAAAAAUUGUACCCAAUAAGAAAACCUUGUUUGAUAAUGAGGGACAAGAAAUAAUCAAUUCUACAAAAAUGAAAAUGUCAGAAUUAGCACGACAAUACGAGAAUGAAGUCGAUUCUGGUAUUAAUAUCGAAAUGGCUAAGCAAGUUUUACGCGAGGAAGAUCAAUUCGAUAAACAAAGAUUUAGAGAAAAGAUUAAAGAAAAACACAGAGAGGAGAAAAGGAAACUGAAAGCUGUUAAAAAAGCAGAAACAAAGGAUGAAGAGGACGCAGGUGACGAAGGCAACGAAGGCGAUGAAGACUACGAUUACAGUAGUGAAAGUGAAGAUCCAGAUCUUUCAUGGUUACCUGAUCCAGAUAAAAUAUACGGCAAGCAACAAGAUGAAGAUAAAGAAAUAUCGUCUGCCAACGAGUCUAAAAAAGAUGAAGAAUCCGAGGAAGAAAGCAUAAUUCAUAGGCCAUCCAAAAGAAAAUUGGUGACGCAAGAAGAGUACAAAGGAACCAAGAAGAAACGAAAGGUAUCAGAUAUCGUCGAGCUACAGGCUGACGAGGAAUUAGCAUUGCAAUUAUUACAGAAUUAGCAUAAAGUAUAUCUUUAGAGAAAUGUAAAUUUAUACAUUUUAUUUAUGAAUGCAGCGGUAUGUACACUUUACAAUAUAACGAUGUGUCUUAACAAUAAAGUGUAAUUUUACAUUA
This is a messenger RNA of Monomorium pharaonis (pharaoh ant), 2631 nucleotides long. Its product is annotated as probable ATP-dependent RNA helicase DDX10. The record is from RefSeq and is a predicted model, not a curated record. Bases 168 to 2516 code for a protein of 782 amino acids. The transcript is spliced from 12 exons. Lineage: Eukaryota; Metazoa; Arthropoda; Insecta; Hymenoptera; Formicidae. Gene Ontology annotation, molecular function: ATP binding; RNA helicase activity; nucleic acid binding. Gene Ontology annotation, cellular component: nucleus. Gene Ontology annotation, biological process: rRNA processing.